This is a messenger RNA of Acanthoscelides obtectus, 624 nucleotides long. Lineage: Eukaryota; Metazoa; Arthropoda; Insecta; Coleoptera; Chrysomelidae. The record is from the annotation of a GenBank genome assembly.
AUACCAUUUCGCAUCUUCUGAUGCAUUUUUUAGCACACUUUAGGCUAUAUUUUGAAGGAAAAAGUUGCCCAAAUUUUGUUUGUAGCACCUUUUUCACCAAAAAGUACAGAAAGUGUCCCAUAUAAAACGCUAUGCUUCAUAUCACACAUCUAGGUUUGAGGAUAUUUUGACUAUGGUAAUACCACCGUGGAUAAUUAAUCCAUAUGGUGACAUAGAAGAAACGAAUGUCAUAAUACAAGAGGAACUGACUGAACUAAGUACAAACGAAGAACUUAAGGUUCAGUUUAAAAACGGAUAUCAGCAAUUCUGGCUGCAAAACAACAUACCCGUUACUUAUCCCGUAUUAUGGAAUAUAGCGAGGAAAUGUUUAAUUUCCUUUCCAUCGUCAUACCUGGUGGAAAGGGGGUUCAGCGCUGUUACCAAUCUCCUAACGAAAAAAAGAAACAGACUGGACAUCAUUAGCCGAGGAGAUUUAAGAUUAACCCUUACAAAAUUGACGCCAAAUGUCGAUAAUUUAUUAUUAAAGCAUCAGGUUCAUCCUUCUCACUAAAAAUAUUGACUUAUUGCUUAUGUUAUUUUAUUUAUAGUUUAUUUUAUGUUUAUUGGUGUCUGACCGAUAAAUGC